Messenger RNA from Xiphophorus hellerii (green swordtail), 4778 nucleotides. RefSeq names its product LIM domain-binding protein 3-like. Bases 121 to 1734 code for a protein of 537 amino acids. Gene Ontology annotation, molecular function: muscle alpha-actinin binding; actin binding. The record is from RefSeq and is a predicted model, not a curated record. Gene Ontology annotation, biological process: heart development; muscle structure development; actin cytoskeleton organization. Lineage: Eukaryota; Metazoa; Chordata; Actinopteri; Cyprinodontiformes; Poeciliidae. The transcript has 12 exons. Gene Ontology annotation, cellular component: Z disc; adherens junction; filamentous actin.
CUCCCUCCGCUCCGUGGCAGGGAGUUCGGACGGGACCGGAGCUGGAUCCCGGACCGCCGCAGACCCGUGCUCCCAGCCAGAGCGUCUCUGCGGUUCGGAGCCGAGGACCCGCCUGGAGGAAUGAGCUGCUACACGGUGACCCUACCGGGCCCCGGGCCCUGGGGCUUCAGGCUGCAGGGGGGCAAGGACUUCAACAUGCCGCUGACCGUCUCCAGGAUCACGCCGGGCAGCAAGGCGGCGCAGGGGAACCUGAUCCAGGGCGACGUCAUCGUGGCCAUCGACGGCGUCAGCACCGAGGGGAUGACCCACCUGGAGGCCCAGAACAAGAUCAAGAUGGCGCACCACAGCCUGGCGCUCACCAUGACCAAGUCGAAGCGUCCCGUUCCCAUGGCGCUGCCCAGAAUGGACGCCAUGAUUCCCAUGAUCCCUCACCAGCAGGUUUUCUGCCCCGCUCCUCCCAAUGCCGGCUUCAGCCCCGGCGUGCUGAAGGACUCGGGCCUGUCGGCCCAGAAGACCAUCGAGGUGACGGGUCCAGGCGGGAAGGCCACCAUCAUCCACGCCCAGUACAACACGCCCAUCAGCCUGUACUCACAGGACGCCAUCAUGGACACCAUCGCCGGCCAAUCGCAGACCAAGGGACACGAUGCUGGCCAGUACGGGAUGGCCCCGCCCACGCACCAGGCUCCACCCCCUCAGCAGUACCAGCCAAUGCCGCAGCAGUUCCAGUCGAUGCCCCCGCUCUACCAGCAGCCCCCCCCACUCCAAGCCCCGCCCACCCAGCAGAGCUCCAUCCAGAUCCCCGUUGGCUCCGCCCCCCCGAAGGUGGUCAGCACGGCCUGCAUCUUCCCCUCCCAGCCAGCUCCAGUCCCGCCCCAGCCCCGCCCUGCAGCAGCCGUGCCGGCCCCGCCCCCUGCCGCUCCUCCUCCGGGUUCCUCCACCGCCAACCGACCGCCCUGGGUGACCGACACCAACUUCGCCGAUAAGUUCGACCCUGGAAAGACCACCUCCUCCUCCGUGAAGGUCCAACCGCUUCCUCAGGCGGCCCCGCCCCCGCCGGCGUACAUCCCUAACCCGUCCCCCGCCGGGCCGCCCGCUCCCAGCCCCGCCCCUGUCACACCGAGCCCCGCCCCUUUCCUUCCUGUGGCAAGGGGCGUGGCUCAAAGAGCAGAGAGGUUCGCCGCCAGCAGCCGCACGCCUCUGUGUUCAGCGUGCAACAGCGUCAUUAGGGGCCCCUUCCUGGUGGCCCUCGGCCGGUCCUGGCACCCCGAGGAGUUCAACUGCCACUACUGCCACGUCUCCCUGGCCGACGUCAGCUUCGUGGAGGAGCAGAACAACGUCUACUGUGAGAACUGCUACGAGGAGUUCUUCGCUCCAACCUGCGCCCGCUGCAACACCAAGAUCAUGGGGGAAGUGAUGCACGCCCUGCGACAGACGUGGCACACCACCUGCUUCGUGUGCGCUGCCUGCGGGAAACCGUUUGGAAACAGCCUGUUCCACAUGGAGGACGGGGAGCCGUACUGCGAGAAAGAUUACGUCGCUCUGUUCAGCACCAAGUGUCACGGCUGCGACUUCCCGGUGGAGGCUGGAGAUAAGUUCAUCGAGGCUCUGGGACACACCUGGCACGACACCUGUUUCGUGUGCGCGGUGUGCCACAUGAACCUGGAGGGUCAACCCUUCUACUCCAAGAAGGACAAGCCUCUGUGCAAGAAGCACGCCCACGCCAUCAACGUGUAGAGCUGAGCUGACCGAGCAGCCGCCGUGCUAACCGCCUGCUAUUGAUGAUGAUGAUGAUGAUUCUGCUUCCAGACAGGAAGUCCUGCUGCUGCAGGUGACCGGGGGUCAGGUCAGAGACAGCCGGCUCCAUGCUGCGCCUGCAGGGCAACAUAAUCCCUCAAGUUACAGACGAUGGGUUGAUGCUGGAAAACAAAUUAUUUUUAACGUCACUUUUAGUUGUUUAAUAAAGUUUGAUGUUUUAACACAAAGUUUUAGAUUUUAAAUCUGUGCCAUCUUAUUUAUUCUAGACAGAAAUCAUAAUUUUCUGUUUUUAUUUUUUAAUCAACCUGCAGAAGUGCCUGUUUGACUUUAUGACUUUUAUUACGUAUAAAGAAGCUUUCAGCUCAACAAGAGGAGUUUGGUUCUGGUUCUGGUUCUGGUUCUGGUUCUGGUGCCGAUCACUGACUGAACAGCAUCAGAUCCAGAAACUCUCCGCUGUGAAGCUUUUCUGUCUGCAGCAGCUUCAUCUCAGACCCAACAGGACAAACAUCCAGGAAACGAUAAGGAGGCGUUUCCUGGACCUGCAGGGGGCGCUGCUGCAGACUGAGCUGAUGGCGCCGAUCCGCCUCCGUCUUUAACUGAAACCUUUUCUAUUUAUUGAUCGCUGAGUGUAUUCUGAAGUGUUUAUUUUAGAUUUUUUCUAUCUGAAAUGUAAACGUAUCUGAGCUGCUGCAGAUCAGACGCUCGGGUGUAAUGGGUCCGUUCAUACUGCAGAACUUCAGAACCACUUCCUCUGGAUUACAAGAGGCUGCAGCUUCAGGUAAAUUACACAUAAACAGAAAUAAUCCAGACAGCAGUGAGUGUAGAGACAAUCAUCUCUCCACUAUCUGCUGUAGUUAGAGGAGCGGUAAAUCUGAAAGUUUGAUCAGAAUCUGGAUCAGAAACCAGAUUCUAAUCCAGAAAAUUCAAGGUUGGAACUGAGAUUAUUUUGGACCACAGAAACCACGCUGCUAACUAUAAAUACUGUUUUAGCGUCUCCUGGUGGCUAGUAGAAGAAUUGCAAUUAGAUCUAUCUUUAACCUCCAUCUCUGCUGCUUCUUUUAGUUAAUAAGCACCAGCAGGUAUCUUUUAAUAUCCAGACCUCUGCUGUCAACCAGAAAGAACAUCGUCCAACAGGACAGAAUCAUCUGCAUAGAGGCGAAUAUUAAAUAUCAAAUGCUAUGUUUGCUAAACCGCCGCUGCGUUGGCUGAGUAGCUGUUCAGAAAACAGAAACCUGCUGCCAGAGACCUGAGGUGAAUAUUUCAGGUGGUCUGCAUUAUAUCCUGGGAUGUAAUUCAGCUACACAACAAUUUUAAACAAUGUUUGAAAGUUAUUUUGACUUUAAUUCUCGUUGUAUAUUUGUAACAACUGGUUUGUGUUUUCUGAUCGGACUCUGUAAUUUGGUUUAACGUUCUCACAGAAAUCAUGAAAGCUGUUAGUUAACAAGGUUUUUGCUAAUUAUUGGGCUAAAAUGCUUUUUAUUUAUGGAUUUAUACUCAUAAACGUUUUUAUAGCAGCCUCUACUGGCCGCUGAAGAAACUGCAGCCACACCAAGCCAAGAAAAAAAAAAAACGUAACUAAAGUCAGAUCAUAAUUUAAAUUUGUAUUAUUUAUGGAGCAAAACAAAACCAGAAUGAUUUCUGAUCAGUGUUUGUUUAGGCCAUGCGAACAGAUUAUUAUAAAACCCGGCAGCAGUACCUUCAGCGACCACAGGUGUCGCCAAAACCCACCUGAAAAAACGUGAGACGAGUCAGUUCAGUACGACGGAGUGUGAGGGCCAGAAUACAAUUUUUUAACUUGCAGAGAUAACUCAUAAUAUUACCAGAAGAAAGUCGUAAAAUUAUGAGAAAAUGUUUAAAUUGGAGCAAAGUUUGGGCAGAGUAGUGAAGAUUUGAUGUGACCCUCUCAGCCAGUCUGUGAUUCUUUUUCCUAAAUAGAUUAAAUGAUUCAAAGUCCUGAUAAUAAAUGUUAAAAUAUUAUUUCCUUAUUUGUCAAAUGGAUACCAAAGCAUAACUUCAUAACAUGCUGAACAUUCCUCAUGUUAACGCAGCGCUAAGACUGACUUUACAUGUCAGUCCUCAGAAAAUUAUGACUUUAUUCUGAUAAUAUUAUGACGUCAUUCUGGUGUUAUUACAACCUUAUGGUUGUUCGACCUUUUUCUUGUAAUAUGACUAAUUUCAUAUUAUUAAUUUUUUUUCUGGUAUUAGUCGUUUAUACAACUUUUUUCUGCUAAUAUGAGUUUAUUCUUAUAUUAUUGUGAAUUUAUUUUUGCGAUAUUGCAACAUUCUUGUAAUAUUAUGAUUCUAUUCUGGUGUUUUUAGACUAUUCUUGUAUUAUUACAACUUUAUUGUGAAAAUAUGACAUUAUUCUUGUAUUGUUUAAACUUUAUUGUAGGACUUUUUUGUUGUGAUAUUCUGACUUUAUUUUCAAAUUAUUUUGACUAUUGUCAUAUACUUUCUUUCUCAUUAUUAUUACGACUUAUUUUGAUAAUAUUUUGACUUUAUUCUCGUAUUAUUACAACCUUUUUCUUGUAAAAUUCUCUUUGUUCUCAUAACAACAUUCUCCCAUUUUUAGGUUCUUUCUAUCUUCUGUCUGGUUGUAGCGCCUCUAGUGGUGAUUUAAGGAACUAAAACAGUCUGAAGUUCUGCAGUGUGAACUCUGUUUCACUGAAUGUUUGAUUCUUUUUUAAAGAUUAUUUUAGAGUUUCUGUGCGUAGAUCCGAGUCGUUCAGAGUGAGUCUUUGUGCCUUUUCUCCUCAGCAGCUCUGUUCGUGUCGGACUCGGUUUUUUCUCCGCCUCGUUCGGAGCGACUGGUACAUGAUCUGUGUUGAGUUUUUACUCCGUCUCGUCCUUUUAUACGGUUUGUUUUCAGGGUGAAUGCAGUGUGCAUGCAGAGCAGCGUGUGGCAGCAUGUCGGUGUUAGUUUAGACAGAGAGAGAAGUGCUAACCGCACCGUUUGAAUUAAAGCUGCCUGGUCUCAUGUUAACAGGUGGAUAAAACGAAUAAAGAGAGCACCUCAAACACAA